This is a messenger RNA of Styela clava, 696 nucleotides long. Its product is annotated as fatty acid-binding protein, heart-like. Gene Ontology annotation, molecular function: lipid binding. Lineage: Eukaryota; Metazoa; Chordata; Ascidiacea; Stolidobranchia; Styelidae. The record is from RefSeq and is a predicted model, not a curated record.
UUAUUUGAAUAAUGACGAAUGAAAUUUUAGAAUUUUUAAUUUACGUUAAGUAUUGAAAAGAAACUAAAAACUGAAACAUGCCUUCUCAACUUCUUGGAAAAUGGAAACUCGGCAAAAGUGACAACUUCGAUAAUUAUAUGAAGCAAGUUGGAGUGAACAUCGCUUUGAGGAAGAUGGCUCUUAUUGUGUCAUCAACAUCCGAAAUCACCGAAGAAGGCGAAAAUCAAAUAAGAAUAAAUACUCAAAGCACAUUUAGAAGUUCCAAUGUUUUGUUCCCGCUCGGCAAGGAAAUUGAUGAACAUACCAUGGAUGAUAGGGACGUAAAGACCACCGUAGUAUGGGAUGGUGAUGACAAAUUACUAGAAAUUCAACGAUGGGAAGAAGGAAAAGAUAAAAAGAAAAGAGAGACAAAGAUUGAAUGGAUUUUAACUGGCGAUGGAAAAAUGAUUUUGAGGUUGGAAUGCGAAGGUGUUGUGUGCGAAAGACAUCAUGAGAGAUGUACAUGAAGAGUAUAUAAUAUAAUAAAUACGUAAAACCUGCAGAAUUAUGUCAAUACAAUUAAAUAUAUUUCAUAUUUAUGUGCAAUUUUUGAACAGUUGAUACAAUAAUUUUACCAUAGUUAAAUUUUGUUCAUUUAUUGUUAAAAUAAUGUUACUUGCUGUAUCAUUUUAAUUAAGUUGAAAUAAAUAAAAAUAG